This is a messenger RNA of Mus caroli (Ryukyu mouse), 1844 nucleotides long. It is a transcript of the gene Marchf5, whose product is annotated as membrane associated ring-CH-type finger 5. Gene Ontology annotation, molecular function: zinc ion binding. The record is from RefSeq and is a predicted model, not a curated record. Lineage: Eukaryota; Metazoa; Chordata; Mammalia; Rodentia; Muridae.
CCUCACAGAGGUAGCUCCUCCGCCGGCAGCAGCUCGGCGACCCGGCGGUCCAUGGACCGGAACCCUGGGCGGACCGGCAGGAACCCGGGCCGCGACCGCCGCCUCCCGGCCCCAGGCUCCUCCUCCUCGCUCCCCGCCGCCCUCUGCGGUCGCCCGCCGGCCGCGCAGCGCCACCGCGGGCCUCUGGGAGCCACGCCGGGAGGCUGUGUGGCGGGUCCGCGGCCGCCGCGGGACUGAGGCCUACUCCGCCGCCUCUCAGUGCUAUUGUCCCGGGGCCUGGCCCUGAGCGGGGCUGCGGGCGAGGGCCGAGCUCGCCGGCUCCGCGGAAGAUGCCGGACCAAGCCCUUCAACAGAUGCUGGACAGAAGUUGCUGGGUGUGUUUUGCCACCGAUGAAGAUGAUAGAACAGCUGAAUGGGUGAGACCAUGCAGGUGCAGAGGAUCUACUAAGUGGGUUCACCAGGCUUGUCUCCAGCGCUGGGUAGAUGAAAAGCAGAGAGGAAACAGCACAGCCAGAGUGGCCUGUCCUCAGUGCAACGCCGAGUACUUAAUAGUGUUUCCAAAGCUGGGUCCAGUCGUUUAUGUCUUGGAUCUUGCAGAUAGACUGAUCUCAAAAGCUUGCCCUUUUGCUGCAGCAGGAAUAAUGGUUGGAUCUAUCUAUUGGACAGCCGUGACUUACGGAGCAGUGACAGUGAUGCAGGUUCACCAUUCUCUAUUCAGUGACACUACUUUUGAUGUGAAGGUUGUAGGCCAUAAAGAAGGGCUGGAUGUUAUGGAGCGAGCUGACCCGUUAUUUCUUUUGAUUGGACUUCCUACUAUUCCUGUCAUGCUGAUCCUAGGCAAAAUGAUUCGCUGGGAGGACUAUGUGCUUAGACUAUGGCGCAAAUACUCAAAUAAACUACAAAUCUUGAACAGUAUAUUUCCAGGGAUUGGUUGUCCUGUUCCUCGAAUUCCAGCUGAAGCUAAUCCUUUAGCAGAUCACGUCUCUGCUACCAGAAUUUUGUGUGGAGCCCUUGUCUUUCCUACUAUUGCGACAAUAGUUGGUAAACUGAUGUUCAGUAGUGUUAACUCAAAUUUACAAAGGACAAUCUUGGGUGGAAUUGCUUUUGUUGCCAUAAAAGGAGCAUUUAAGGUUUACUUCAAACAGCAGCAAUAUUUACGUCAGGCACACCGCAAAAUCCUAAAUUAUCCAGAGCAAGAAGAAGCAUAAAACUGACUUCUGGUUGUUCUGAGGCCUCUCAUCCUGACGAGUCUGUUGUGUUCUGAUUCCAUCAUUAAUGCGCUAGUGGAGACUUGUGACGCUGCUCCUAUAUUCUAAGAGAUACAAUAAAGCACGCAGGGCCGGGCAAAGCCUCCCAGUAAUCACGGAACCUAAGGACACGCGUCAGCUCUGUCAUUUGUAUGUNCUACUUUUAUGGCAGUCGGCUAAACCAUUAUUUUAGCAUGGUAAACCUGGGUUUGUUCAUAUUNUUCCAGACAAGAAUGUAAAGAUAAAACUGUACAAAUAUUAAAAGUGGACAUGUUUUAUUCUGACGCCUCUUUUGUAUAUACUCAGUUCAGUGUUUUCUUAGGAAUAGCAACUCGAUGAAGGAACUGUGAGGACUUUUCUCACUGGUGUAAUUUGAUUACAUGCUACAAAGGAGCCUCUGUUAACAUGAGGAAAUGUAAACUAGUUCUGAAUAAAUAACAAACCCAGAAAUGUAUGUCAGCAUUGAAGUGAUUAUCUGCACAAAAGAGAUUUUGUUUUCUUUCCUAAACCCAUGUGACAUCUCAGAUGUGAAGGGUCAGUUUCCAGGGCUUCCAAAGCACUUUUUCACUAUUAAACUUUAUUUAUGCAAUGUUGACA